AUGUUAUCGAGAAGUCGGGUUGAAGAUGAAGAAUCCGAUAGAGAGCAGAGUGGUUAUUCGAACGCUACAAUAAAAGUUGGUCUAAAUCACCAAGCUGUAAUUCCGCCAAUGGAAUGUAAGAGUUCCAGGGAUUCUCAGACUGAAGUUCUCUACUGGAAACCCCUUCCAAUUUCUGAGAAUGAGAAAAUCGACACUUAUGUUAAUCACGCUUCGGAAACUUUUGGUUACUCCGAGGAGCAGGCUCUUGCAUUAUUGACAUGGAAAAAGUUUGACUUCAAUUCCGCUACUGAGGAUCUAGAAAAUUUCACGCCAAUACGUCUAGAGUGGAGUUCAAAUGAGCGCCGUAUCUUCUUUGCUGCCAUGGAAUUCUAUUGCAAAAAUUUUCACAAGGUCAAGGCUUUGUUUCCACACCGUCCAGUCACUGAACUUGUUCUCUUUUACUAUCUCAACAAACGCAAUCAGCGGACUCUCUAUGAGUUAACCCUUUUUGCUCCACAGUUUUCCGAAUUGCAUAAUAGUGGAUUUAUUAAUUGUUCUGCGCGUAUACAAGACAUUGAAGAUGUAAUAUCCCUCUCUUCCCUUAUUCAACCUAAAGAAAAAUCGGCUCUCUUUGACCCUAACGACCCAGUUGAAUGUGCAAUAGCCAAAUACUUGAAUGCAGUAAAAGAAGGAGGUGAGAUCAGCACCACCACAACUUCCAGUGAAAGUGGUGAAAGUGUGGCCAAAAACAGUGGAAAUUCUCAGCCAGAUGUCCCCACAUCACGCCUUCGGUCUCGUACGAAUCGGCCUUCUGCUACCGGUGAUAAUAACGAUGAUGAUGAGCUCGGACCCCCGUCUCCCAGUAAUUCAGACAGCGAUGCUGUCCGCAUUGAUUAUUUAGGCAGACUUGUGUAUAAAAAUGGCACUCCGGCUGGAACCACUGUUCGCACUCUUACUGCCAAGAAACAGGCUCGUGUAGAGGCUGAUUUGGCAGCGAUGGCAAAAGCAGCAAGGAAGGAGGUAAAACCAUCGACUUUAGAAGGUGGAGAAGAUUCGAACAAACGGGGAGGAAAACGGGGUUUCAAUCCUCGAACGGGAAUCGCUGAAACUCCAGCUCAAAUUUCUGCUAAUAAAGGAAGUCGUAAAAAGCUCCAACUUCUUCCUCAUUCAGAUCUCCUUUCCCCCAGCAAGAAAAAACGUAUCGCAGUCUGCGUUCUAACCCCAGCAGAUGCCACUCCCAUGUUUGAAUCUAUUAAUGAUGCCCAUUCUCACCAACAAGGUGAAUUGGCAGCUAGUAUAGAGUCGGCUGAGUCGACUCAAGAUGACUUGGCUACACUAGUUUCAAUGUCUUCUCCUCUUGAAGCAGAGAUAGAUUUGUUUGGUGGAGACGAUGCCCCUACUGAAUCGUAUCUCAAUGACUUAGAAGCGGAAGUGACUGAAAAUAUGGAAAAUAUGCGCCCUCCUACAAUCCCGAUGAAUCCAAAAUGGACUGAUGAUGAGCUGGCGCUGGUAAUAGAAAUAAUUUCCGAAGUGGGUGAAGACUAUGAGGUGAUAGCUGAAAGAAUGAUUAAUAAAACGCCGAGUAUGGUGGCUUGGUUGUUUAAAACAAAGGGACAUCAUCUGCGGCUCUAUGAAAUUGCUGCCAUGGCGGAAGAUACGAAGCAGCAACAAGCAGUGUCAGCGGUGGAGGAGAUGCAACUUGAACUUGAUGAAGAUGAGGAGGAGAUUGCUAUAAUGGCUUAA
Messenger RNA from Rodentolepis nana, 1722 nucleotides. Lineage: Eukaryota; Metazoa; Platyhelminthes; Cestoda; Cyclophyllidea; Hymenolepididae. The record is from the annotation of a GenBank genome assembly.